Molecule: messenger RNA, 1589 nt
Organism: Botrytis cinerea B05.10
Lineage: Eukaryota; Fungi; Ascomycota; Leotiomycetes; Helotiales; Sclerotiniaceae
Exons: 3
Coding region: 410-1108 (232 amino acids)
Source: RefSeq, a predicted model, not a curated record
GGUAUCGAGGGUCCAAAGUGUGGUCCGUCCGGGUGAUGAUUAUUUUUUUGGCUCUGCCUCAUAUUAACACUUCCUGCUUCUGUUCGAGCCCACCAUUUGUCUUUCUCGAAUUCCUUGCAAAGCAUCUCUCUCAUCCAUCGAGCGAUGUUCUGAUAACCUCUUGUGCCUCAUUCAUCAAGAGCGAUAUAAAAACGAGGGAGCAAGAAAAAGAGUUUGAUGUUUGAUACUUGAAUUGAAUACCUACCAAUCUACCUCCCUCCUCCCAAGCUUACAUCUCGACUACGAUAUCAUACCCGAAGUACAUAUAUACCAACGGACCCAUCCAAUUUCUCCCUCAAAUCUUGAAAUUUUAUCCUUCGAGCCGGUAUCACACAUAUCCUUCCUAAUCAAAAGAUCGACAAUAUCAAAAAUGUUUACGACGAGUAUCUUAACGCUUUUGGCGAUAACGACGAGUGUUUUGGUCCAGGCACAUACGGUGAUUACAUACCCGGGAUGGAGAGGUGAUAAUUUGAUUACGAAUGAGACUUUUCCUUAUGGAAUGCAGUGGAUGUAUCCUUGCGGCGGCAUGCCUACUACCACCAACCGCACUCUCUGGCCCAUCCACGGCGGCGCCAUCUCCGUUCAACCCGGCUGGUUUCAAGGUCACGCCACCGCCUUCUUCUACUUUAAUCUCGGAUUCGGCACCGAUGGCCCCGACAAUGGUCCCCAGAACAUGUCUUUCCCCAUGACCUCCGUCAUGCAAAUCGUCGGCCCUAGCAAAAAUCCUUACCCGGGAACCUUCUGUUUGCCUCAGGUGCCAUUGCCCGCAAAUACGACGGUUAAUGUAGGAGAUAAUGCGACGAUUCAGGUCGUGGAGACGGCGAUUCAUGGGGCUGCUUUGUAUUCUUGCGUAGACAUAACCUUCGCACUCCCCGAAGACGUCGCCGAAGUAAACACCUCGAACUGCUUCAACUCCUCCGACAUCUCCUUUGCAAACGUCUACACCAUCAACGAUGCCUCAGCCCCCGGAACUUCCUCCUCCGCCUCCUCCUCCGCAUCUCCUUCGCGCUCGCUCUGGGCUGCUAGUCUCGCGAGCGUGCUGGGCAUCGCUAUGUGGAGUUUCUUGUAGGAGAUGCGAGAUGGAAAAUGAUCGGAGAGAAAUUUGUAAUUUCUGGGAGAUUACAAACGAAAGAUGGGGAGGGGAGGGGAAGAGAAAAGAUGAAAGAUAAUCAGAAGGAAAUUCAAGGAAGCAGAAACAGGCAGCAUUGUAGAUAUGAUAAAAUAUGAUAUGAUACCACGGGCAGAUGAUAGACGGACACAUCAAGUGAGUGUCCCUGCCUCUAUACCCAACAAAUCGAGAUCGAAAUCUCAAACCAUGGGAACUGGGAACCGGGAACCGGGAAUUGAAGCAGAGCAUUCAAGUACCCAACGAGGAGCUACUUUGCAUGUAUGUAUGAGCACUCAGGCGUUUUAUGGCGAGGAUUGUGAUUGGAAGGAAUGAUUUUUUUAUUAAUUUCAUUUUAAUUCUCGAGUUUCGAGUUUCGAGUUUCGAUAUUCAAUUUCUAUCUCAAUACAAUCCAAUUCAAUACAAUCAUAUCCUUUACUGCGCA